Drosophila willistoni is the source of this 3711-nucleotide messenger RNA. RefSeq lists its product as uncharacterized. Gene Ontology annotation, molecular function: protein-cysteine S-palmitoyltransferase activity. Gene Ontology annotation, biological process: peptidyl-L-cysteine S-palmitoylation; protein targeting to membrane. The transcript has a single exon. Bases 679 to 3711 code for a protein of 1010 amino acids. The record is from RefSeq and is a predicted model, not a curated record. NCBI's taxonomy places the organism in Eukaryota, Metazoa, Arthropoda, Insecta, Diptera, Drosophilidae. Gene Ontology annotation, cellular component: endoplasmic reticulum; Golgi apparatus.
UGUUGUGAUAGUAAGUGUUAUUUUUGGGGGUAUACCCCAGGUUGGUCUUUAACUGAAUAAGUCUUGAUAGCAGUUGCCGGCAAAACCACACACCGUUUGUCAUUCGUGUGUACUUUAGGGCAACCCACCCACAUUUACCUACCAGAACCAUAGAGACUGGCUUUCAAUGAAAAGCUUUUGUGUUAUGGCUUUCACUCAAAGCUUUAACGGUACACUCAGUUGCCUCGCGUCGGUUGUUUGGCCAAGUUCGUUUGCUGGAAAUAAACGGAUCGGCAAAAACUUUGAAAAUUUGUUGUGCGUGUGUGUGUGUCUGUUUGGGUGUGUGGGAGACAAACAAAUAGCAAAAACGCAAACGCAAAAUCAUAGAGCAAGAAUCUCGUCGUGCAAACGGGGGUGGCGACAAUAAUCCUGCCUACUUCCUGUAACCACCCCCCUCACGUUUACGUAUGCAGACCGUUAACUGCGCCAUUCACAAUUCGCCACACAUCUUGACGCAAAACAGCAACAACAGCAACAAUAAUAACAGCAGCAAGAACAACAAACGCAAGUUCAACAAGGAUAAUUGUUUCGGGAAUUAUAUAAACACAUGUGCAUUCGAAGUGGGCGUGGUUAAGCCGAUGUAAUGUACGUUUGUCAUUUUACGCCGAUGUUCAUCAUUCAUCAUUUAUCAUCAUUAUUAUGUUCAUCAUUAACAAAAAUAGCAGCAACAAAAACCAUAACCCAAGCACUAUGUCAAAAUCGACGUCAAUGGAGGCAGCUGAAGCAGCAGCUUUAGGAUCUAUCAAUUCGGAGACGGAUCAUAUAAUAACCAUAAGCACUGCCAGCCUAACAGAGCCAAGCAUUAUCAACGAGCCCUUGAAGCAGUCCACCACCACAACUUACCUGACUGCUCCGCACAUCACUCCUCUGUCUCAAUCUGCUCCUCACAACAGUCAGUUUCCAACAUCAUCCAGACGACACAAGCUAAGCUCCCUUUGUCGUUUCUCUCAAUUAGUUAGCUAUCAAAACAACAUAGCUGAUGUCCAACACCGACGUGGACGACGUCUUCAUGGCCUACAGCUACCACUCCAUCCGUUGCAACUGUUCGGCUGGCUGGUUUUAAUACUCUUUGGCUUGGCGAGUUAUUGGGUGUUGAUACCAGCAUUUCAUGCCCCACUUCAGGGUCCGCUGUAUGGUUUAAUUACUGGGCUCUAUUUGGUGCACAUAGCCUCACAUUUGACAGCCCUUUUAACCGAUCCCGCGGAUAAAGAAUUGAGGCGUGUGCAUCGAAACGAUCGCAUUGUACCCGAAUUUGAUCGGGCCAAACACAAUCACGUCAUUGAGAACGGUCGUUGUCAUUUGUGCAAUAUAAAAACGUCAUCUCCGCGAACCAAACACUGUUCCGUGUGCAACAAGUGCGUAGGAAAAUUCGAUCAUCAUUGCAAGUGGCUUAAUCAUUGUAUUGGCUCUAGGAACUAUGUGGCAUUUCUAAUGUGUGUGGUGAGCGCAGUGGUGGCCACUCUGGUCAUUGUGGGGGCGGUGGUUGCUCAGAUAGUUUUUUACUACGUCCAACCAGAUUGGUUGAGCUUCUAUUGGUGCACCGCAACAAAUGGAGCCCAGCAUGGAGUUGACUCUGGUGGACAGUUGGAUUCAGCCGACUAUAUUAAUCUUACUUUGAGUCUAACCAAUGGUACAAUGAUGCUUCUAGAACAGCCAAUAGAUGAACUCUCAACGGAAUCAGAGCAAUUAGAUAAUUCGACCACUGGCUUAAUUACUAUUUCAUCAUCACCACUUCCGACGAUGCUGGAGAACUUUACCGCACUGAUAGAAGCCACAUCGGCCAGUUUUCCAUCGUUUGGCAAUAGCGAAAGUAAUCAAACGACUCCAUCGACGCCUGUGGUAGCUGGUAUUGGAGUUAACGAAACUAUAUUUCUCCUGCUUUUGGGCGUAUUGGGAUUACUGGCUGCCAUUAGUGCCGGCCUAUUGUUGCAUCUGUGUUUCUUUCACAUCUACAUAUCUUUCUUGGGCCUGACAACUUAUGAGUAUAUACGAAACCAUCGCCAAGCCCAAGAAGCGAAGGCCAAACAAUUGAUUGACCAGGGGACAUCAGCAAAAAAUGGUUCAGUACAUUUCUCGCCGUCAAUACCCGACCAUCAAGAGAAUAACAAACCGUCCAAAAGUGGUUCCACAAGUGGACAACAGCUAUAUUGUUGCUCCAAAAGCUACCAUCCCAAUCAACAGCAUCCACAGGUAUCAGAUAUCUAUCAAUCUGACCAAUCAUUGCGUUUGCACUGCUGUUCUAGCUCUCGAGAAUUUCAUCAGGGGCGUCAGGCCAUCUAUGUAUGCUCUCUUCUUGAAGAACGAAGUGUCGCCCAAGUGCAAUUGGAACAGCCAGACAACUUAAGUGCAGGUGGAGUAGAAAAUUUCCAUUGCUGCUCCAGUUUUGCUGCAAGUUCAUUACAACGUCGGGUCAGUUUGGCCAAGGGAUCUCUAUAUACAGGCGAGGCAAGACCCCAACGUCCAGCUACGUAUCUACAAUAUACGGAACAGUGCAGCUUGUGCACUUUUCGCCUUAAAAGCCCGCUCCGGUCUAGUCAAGAUAACUUGGGCAAUGGCCAUAGUAGUGGAAGUGCUGUGGGCAGCAAUAGUACUCGAACCGUAGCUAGUCAAGGUGUUGGCUCUUCAUCAUCAGCCGCAGCUGGCAAUAUAUCCAAACAUCAGCGUUGGCGAAGGAAAUGGAACUGUUGUGCCAAUGUUCCUGAUAGUCCAGAUGUGCCCAAUGAUCUUUUGGCAGCUUUGUCUUUUCAAGAGAAUGCCGAAGCGAGUACCAAAUUGAAUGCCCAAGAGUUACCAGUCCAAUUUAUACGUACACUGAAUGGUCGCCAAGCCGAUGUCGAGCUAAAAGAUAAUGCGACAGCAACAACGACAACUCCGCCACGUAGUUCUCGUUUACGUCACAUGUUGCGCCUGCUCGGUCGUUACAGAAGACCACGUUGCCGUCAUCAUGGCAAUGGGAACGGUCAUCAUCAUCACGGUGUGGCGGCUGGCAAAGAUAUGAGCCAUCAUAUAGGCAGCAUUAAACAAAACCAGAUACGUCCAUUGCAAAUACAGGCAGCAGGCAGAGGGUACGCCUCUUCGACGUGCACACCUCCAGCAACCAGUUCCCCGAGUCGCAGUUCUUCAGAGAGCAGUGAGCUGAGCACUAGUGAAUCAUCUGGCAAGGAAGUGAUGCUUCUGCCCACAUCUGUCAUACGUGAUGAUUGUGUGACAACUUACACUCUUACCCUGCCACCGGCAUUGCCACCACCCACACGACGCAAAAUGCCGCAGGCCACUCAGGAAUUGGCUGAACUAGCUGAAACAUUGGGUUUCGCUACCAACAGCCAACAGCAAUCGCAGCAGUGCAACAGCCGUCAUUUGCCGUCUUUGGGCAAUGUCUAUCGACGCCAACGUCGGAAACAUUUCCUGCGCACUCGCUCUCCAACAUUAUCGCCCAUCCAUGAGUCGGGUCUGUCCAAUCCUACGUCGCCACAACCGUUGCGACAUAAUGCCAACUCUAAUUACAACUCCAAUCCGGCCAAUUGUUCGCCUCUUGUCAUGCGUUCAUCAUUAUCACCAUCCUCGUCAUCCGUCCUAGUGCAAAACCUUUGCAGUUUAGCCGGCGAAACGCUGAGGAAAACCUCGUCAAAUAGCUCCCUGCAGAGUAUAAGCUCCAACUCCAGCAGUACAUAG